Echinostoma caproni is the source of this 618-nucleotide messenger RNA. The record is from the annotation of a GenBank genome assembly. NCBI's taxonomy places the organism in Eukaryota, Metazoa, Platyhelminthes, Trematoda, Plagiorchiida, Echinostomatidae.
AUGCCCGGACGACCGAUGGGUGACAUUUGUCAGCUCUAUUAUUCGAUCGCAGCCCCUUUCAAGGCUCCUCCCAGGACUAAGUCACACGCGGACUUGAUCAACCAGUGCUUUGCUCGAGCUGUAAGAGCGGGUCGUGUGGCAAAUCGUUGGGUCACUCAACUUAGUUCACAUCGACCAGGCCGUUCAGCCGUAUCAGCUGCCGCCAUUCACUGUCGCAACCCCGGAGAUGCUGAAGAUCCAUUGGAACGUGAAUUCGAGAUGCAUCUUGUCGGUUUGGUUGGAAUGUCUAAGGCUCGUCGCCUUCUCGGACGUCGAAUGUUGUCCACACCCUAUCCUCUGUGGAUCAAUCAGAAUCCAUCUGCAUCUGAAACCUGCGCUGGUUUAGAUUCACGCGCCAAUUCACCAACUCGAGUAUUGCCGUUUACAACACGACCGAUUGUGAAUGGACAUGCGGCUUGUUUGACUUUACCCACUUUUACUUGCGUGGAUUACAGCAUGGGCAAUGGAAGUUCUGGUGCUUCAUCACAACUGGGCAGUGAAUCGACCACACAUAGUCGGCAAGUGCAGUUAUCUAUAGCUUUCCUCAAACUAAAUUUAUUAGUGGAUAAACUGAUGUAG